Messenger RNA from Plodia interpunctella (Indianmeal moth), 4349 nucleotides. RefSeq names its product fibulin-1-like. Gene Ontology annotation, molecular function: calcium ion binding. The record is from RefSeq and is a predicted model, not a curated record. Bases 174 to 4328 code for a protein of 1384 amino acids. The transcript is spliced from 24 exons. Lineage: Eukaryota; Metazoa; Arthropoda; Insecta; Lepidoptera; Pyralidae.
AAGUUGACCUGCUAUCAUUACUUACGAAGACCCUCUCGCGAGUACUCGCUUUGCAACUACCAUGGUCACUUAUCAGUAAAAUCUAAGCGAAAAACGUGGGAAGUUUUUUUUAAUUUCAAGAUACAUUAUGUGACAGUGUCCUUUUUGUAGUGAUUCUUAUUCGAUAUUUGAAAAUGAAUUUGAAAAUUGUAUUAUUAUUAGUGUUGUGCGGGUUUUUACAGAGUUUUGGAGAAGGUCUAACGUCAGAAGAAGAAGUAGACAUAAGAGACACAUGCUGCGCACACGCAGAGACGGCCGCGAUGGCCGCCAAGUCAGUAGAACAGUGCUCUUCAUCAGCCCUACCAGACUAUAUAACUUCGGAAGAGGAGGGCGCUUGCAGGACCGCCAUGCAAGGUUGCUGUAACAAGAUUUUCACAUUGAAAGACGAAUGCACAGCGGGCACCAAAUAUGCGGCUGAGAAACGAUGUAGUGUACCCAACUCAGAAAUAGGGAAGACGUGUUGUGAAGAAUGCUCGAUCGGUCGGUGGACAGGGGAGUCCCAGGGCGAGGAGUCGUGUGGGUCACCAGCCUCGGAGGACACUCCUCCCAACACAGCGCUGAGGAAGAACACCUUCCACCAGUGUUGUUUGGAAGCGGCGUCACAGCCCACGACAACAGAGAGAGUGGUAGAAACGACGACUGAGAAGAAGGUCGAGACGACUACGGUGAAGAGUGAGAGGUGUGGGAAGAAAUCCUGCGACCAUUUGUGUAACGACGAGGAUGGCAGGAUCAGGUGCCAGUGCCACGAGGGGUACAGGCUUCAGGCUGAUAAGAAGACGUGUAAAGAUAUCAACGAAUGUGCUGAGGCCCUGGACGACCUAUGUGUGGCGAAGGACACGGUCUGCCACAACACCGCCGGCUCCUUCAAGUGCGUCCCCAUCAAGAAGCGGGAAGUGGGGGGGUGUCCGCCCGGGUUCAAGAAGAACGUCGAGAGUCAAGUCUGUGAUGACAUAAACGAAUGCCAACACCCCCGUCCUCCAUGCCCCAAAUAUCUAUGCAAAAACACGAUCGGCGGGUACACCUGCGCGGGCAAACCCGGGACCCCUUAUGUAGAGGACUCCACAGCCACCACUGAAGCUGCACAAGCUGCUACAUCACCAAGGAACGACAUCUGUCCUCCAGGGUUCCGGUCGGGACCUGAUGAUGAGUGUCUCGAUAUCGACGAAUGUGAGGAGAGGCUGGACGACUGCCAGCGUCUCUCGCAGCACUGCAUAAACACGCACGGCCACUUCUUCUGCCAGGACCACGUCUCCAAGCGCUGCACUCCUGGCUUCGUCAUAAACCCGACCACGGGCAAAUGUGAAGAUAUUAACGAAUGCGAGGACAUCACGGAGGUGUGCAAGCGCACCGAGGUGUGCGUCAACCUGCCCGGCGCAUACAACUGCAAGUCCAAGAUCAGCACAUUGCCCAAGCUCGCUAGUAAGACCUGCCAGGAAGGGACCCGUAUACGUCCAGGAGGAACCAUUUGCGAGGACAUAGACGAGUGCCGAGAAGGCACGCACCUGUGCGACGACUUCCAGAACUGUAUCAACACGUUCGGUGGGCACGAGUGCCGUUGCAAGAAUGGCUUCGAGCUGGACUCCUCGUCUGGCGCUUGUGUGGAUAUCGACGAGUGUUCCCUGAAGAUGGACAACUGUUCCCCCGGGACCCACUGCCUCAACAGGCUGGGCACGUUCACGUGCACCUCCCGUCCCCCCGCCACCACCACGCUCGCCCCCACACCCGCCCCCGCACCCGCUGAAUAUGACUAUGAGUAUUACUCCGAAGAAGACAACUCAACGGAACCUACGGACGAAGCUCCUUCUCCCCGUCUACUACCAACCACUACAUCUUCCACCACGACAACCACAACACCUAGACCCACGACACCCACAACAGAAAGCACCACCAGGUCUUCCCCAACAUAUCCCUACUACUACACACCCAGGACUACCUCCACAAGUAGAUCUUCCACUCGUUCGACCACUCGUCCCACUAGCACUAGCACUAGAAGACCAUAUCGACCAGAAGAUAGACCAAGAUAUCCUGGCUCCUUCGACCCUUAUGGUAGACCGAGAAGACCAGAACAGACUACAACCACAGAGGCUCCAAGCAGACCAGAAGACCGCCCUGACACCAGACCUUAUGACAGACCCAGGAGGCCCCAAGUAACCACAACUACUGAAGAAGUCCCAAAACCAUACAUACCUAGAAGACCAGAAGAACCAAGAAGACCAGAUCCUUCACGACCUACAGAUCCUUUUGAUAGACCAAGACCUGAGGAAACUCCAGCAGAAGAUAUUCCCAAGCCAUAUAUACCUAGAAGACCGGUAGAUCCGAGAAGACUAGAUCCUUCAAGACCUACAGAUCAUUUUGAUAGACCAAGACCUGAUGAAACUGCAACAGAAGAAGAACCAAAGCCGAGAAGACCAGAGGAAAGACCAACUAGGCCGGAAAAACCAGAUGAGCCAAGGGAAGAGAUACCAAAGGAACCUGAACUGGGGCCGAAGCCUGAGGAUGAUGAUAGACCAGGCUUUGACAUAAACAGCUUAUACUGUUUGGAUGGAUAUGUGAAAGACGAACAUGGCGACUGUGUUGAUGUGAACGAGUGCUCAGAAAACCGUCACCUGUGCAGCCAUUUAGAAGAAUGUGAAAACCGACCUGGAGGGUACACAUGCGAGUGCACCCGGGGCUUCACUCGGGACCCCUCGGGCUGGUGUGUGCCUAUUUCCAGUAGUACCACCAGUACUACCAGCACCACCACUAGUACUACUGAAAGAACCACGACCACACCAGUACCCUCCACAACUCCGAGACGGACACGUUUCCCUCCGCGCCCGCGGCCGACCCCCCCUCAACCCUCCAACGUGCACUGCGACUUCGGGUAUACCUUUGAUUCCAGUGAAGGAAGAUGUGUGGAUAUCGACGAGUGUGCGACGAACAAGCACAGCUGUGCGCCCAACGAGGACUGCAUCAACUUCAGCGGGGGGUACAACUGCGACUGCGGGGUGCGGUGCCGCGGGGAGGGGGACAGGCAACCCAAUGUGUACUACCCAGUAUCUCCCACCCGGGAGACGGUCCCCGUGGCGACCACCCCCUCCCCUCCCUCGGACUCCAACAUCAUCACGGUGGGGGCGCAGUACGGCCAACGUGGGCCCAGGGUCAUGCGGCCCCCCUACGUAAGGUUCAACUACGGAACUAUGCAGCCGUGCCCAUGGGGAUACAGGCUUACUUCGGAUAAAAGAUGCGUCGAUAUCGAUGAGUGUGCCCGCAACACGUCCCAGUGCGGUCCACAACAACGGUGCGAGAAUUUCUACGGCGGGUACUCGUGCCAGUGUCCGAGUGGACACAAGUUGGCCGGACAACAGCGGUGCGAGGACAUCGACGAAUGUCGCUUUGGCUCUCCAUGUUCUUACAACGGCGAGUGCGUGAACACCGUGGGUUCCUACCGCUGCAGUUGCGGGGAGGGGUUCCGCAACGCGCCAGCCAAUGACAAGGUCUGCAUGGACGUGGACGAGUGCUCCGAGCGCGCGGACGUCUGCGACCACGCGUGCACCAACACGUGGGGCGGGUACCGCUGUUACUGCGAGCGGGGGUAUCGCCUUGACAGAGAUAAUAGGACUUGCGUGGACGUGGACGAGUGCGCCGAGUGGUCGUCGGCGCGGCUGCGCGGGCGCCUGUGCGGGGGAGAGUGCGUCAACGAGCCGGGCAGCUUCCGCUGCCGGUGCCCGCGCGGCUACCGCCUGGCCGCGGACGGCAAGAGCUGCAUUGAUAUUGACGAAUGUGAAAAUGGAGAAGCAUCCUGCGCCCACUCGUCCACUCCCGGCGAGGUGUGCCAGAACACGAGAGGCAGCUACCACUGCCAUCGGAUAGACUGCCCUGCUGGGUACCGGCUGGAGUCUAAACACCGCUGCACGCGCAUCCAGCGCUCGUGCCCGAUCUCCGACUGGUCGUGUUUGCAGCAGCCCUCCGCCUACAGCUACAACUUUAUCACUUUGGUGUCCAACAUCUUCCUGCCUUCAGGGAGGGUGGAUUUGUUCACGAUGCACGGGCCUGCGUGGAGAGAGUCCGUGGUGACGUUCGAGAUGAGGAUGGUGGACGUCCAGGCCUCGCACGGAGUGAAGCCGCUGGAUCUUAGGUGUUUCGACAUGCGGCCCAGCAACAACAUUUGCGUGGUGUCGCUGGUGUGCGCGCCCGCGGGCCCGCAGGUGGCGGAGCUGGAGCUCAGCAUGGCGCUGUACCAGCGCGACCAGUUCGCCGGCAGCGCCGUCGCCAGGCUCAUAGUCAUCGUUUCAGAGUACGACUUCUAGUUAAUAAAAUUGAUUUUUGUA